GGCGGGUUAGUCUCCGCCGGGCGCUCCGGGGAUCAGCUGGCGGGCGGGCGGGCGCCGAACGUGGCCCCGGCUCUCGCUGCAGCGCCGCCUCCUCUCCUUGUCGCAGGCCGGCCCGGCGGCCGUGACAAUGUUGCGGCGCUGGUAGCUGGGCGCCGGCCGCCAAGCCAUCUCAAGUUUAAACUUACACGAAUCGCUCUCUUGAGGAGGAGGGGACCGCCGCGCGAUUGACACGCAUAUUCCUAUAGGCAUCCUCCCUCAGCCCCCACCCCCUCGGCCGGAUUCGGGUGGCUCCUCUCCUAGCUGAAAUCCGAGAAGAAAUCCUUGGAUCUCUUGUUUAAAAAAAAAAAAAAAAAUCUAGAAACCGUCGGUAUUUUGCUUUACUGCUUCCUUUUCGCAAGAUGAAGAAGUUUUUCGACUCCCGGCGAGAGCAGGGCGGCUCUGGCCUGGGCUCCGGCUCCAGCGGAGGAGGGGGCAGCACCUCGGGCCUGGGCAGUGGCUACAUCGGAAGGGUCUUUGGCAUUGGGCGACAGCAGGUCACUGUGGACGAGGUGUUGGCGGAAGGUGGAUUUGCUAUCGUGUUUCUGGUGAGGACAAGCAAUGGGAUGAAAUGUGCCUUGAAACGCAUGUUUGUCAACAAUGAGCAUGAUCUCCAGGUGUGCAAGAGAGAAAUACAGAUAAUGAGGGACCUGUCGGGGCACAAGAACAUCGUGGGUUACAUUGACUCCAGUAUCAACAAUGUGAGUAGCGGUGACGUGUGGGAAGUGCUCAUUCUGAUGGACUUCUGCAGGGGAGGCCAGGUGGUCAACCUGAUGAACCAGCGCCUGCAAACAGGUUUUACAGAGAAUGAAGUACUCCAGAUAUUUUGUGACACCUGUGAAGCUGUUGCCCGCCUGCAUCAGUGCAAAACUCCUAUUAUCCACCGUGACCUGAAGGUUGAGAAUAUUCUCUUGCAUGACCGAGGCCACUACGUCCUGUGUGACUUUGGAAGUGCUACCAACAAAUUCCAGAAUCCACAAACUGAAGGAGUCAAUGCAGUAGAAGAUGAGAUUAAGAAAUACACAACGCUGUCCUAUCGAGCACCAGAAAUGGUCAACCUGUACAGUGGCAAAAUCAUCACUACGAAGGCAGACAUUUGGGCUCUUGGAUGUUUGUUGUAUAAAUUAUGCUACUUCACUUUGCCAUUUGGAGAGAGUCAAGUGGCAAUUUGUGAUGGAAACUUCACAAUUCCUGAUAACUCUCGAUAUUCCCAAGAUAUGCAUUGCCUAAUUAGGUAUAUGUUGGAACCAGACCCUGACAAAAGGCCAGAUAUUUACCAGGUCUCCUACUUCUCAUUUAAACUACUCAAGAAAGAAUGCCCAAUUCCAAAUGUACAGAACUCUCCCAUUCCUGCAAAGCUCCCUGAACCAGUGAAAGCCAGUGAGGCAGCUGCAAAAAAGACCCAGCCAAAGGCCAGACUGACAGAUCCCAUUCCCACCACAGAGACUUCAAUUGCACCCCGCCAGAGGCCUAAAGCUGGGCAGACUCAGCCCAACCCAGGAAUCCUUCCCAUCCAGCCAGCCCUGACACCUCGAAAGAGGGCCACAGUUCAGCCCCCACCUCAGGCCACAGGAUCCAGCAAUCAGCCUGGCCUUUUAGCCAGCGUUCCUCAACCAAAACCCCAGCCUCCACCCAGCCAACCCCUACCGCAGCCUCAGCCCAAGCAGCCCCAGGCUCCGCCCACCCCACCGCAGCCGGCUUCCACGCCGGCCCAGGGUCUGCCCGCCCAGGCCCAGGCCACAGCCCAGCACCAGCAGCAGCUCUUCCUCCAGCAGCAGCAGCAGCAGCAGCAGCAGGCGGCACCGCCUCCUGCACAGCAGCCAGCGGGCACAUUCUACCAGCAGCAGCAGCAGGCCCAGGCUCAGCAGUUUCAGGCAGUGCACCCUGCAACCCAGCAACCAGCGAUCGCUCAGUUCCCCGUGGCAGCCCAAGGAAGCUCUCAACAGCAGCUGAUACAGAACUUCUACCAGCAGCAGCAGCAGCUGGCCACAACCCUGCAUCAACAACAACAGCUGCUGACUCAGCAGGCCGCCUUGCAGCAGAAGACCGCAGUGGUAGCCCUACAGCAGGCCCAGGCACAGCCAGCCGCCGCCCCCCAGCCAGCCCCUGCCCAGGAGCCAGCGCAGAUUCAAGCCCCCAUAAGACAACAGCCAAAGGUUCAGACAACCCCACCUCCUACCAUCCAGGGGCAGAAACUCGGAUCUCUCACUCCUCCAUCAUCCCCCAAGGCCCAGCGUGCUGGGCACAGGCGGAUUCUCAGCGACGUGACCCACAGCGCAGUCUUUGGGGUCCCUGCCAGCAAAUCAACCCAGCUGCUCCAAGCAGCUGCAGCUGAGGCCAGUCUCAAUAAGUCCAAGUCUGCAACCACCACUCCUUCAGGCUCCCCUCGGGCCUCCCAGCAAAACGUUUAUAAUCCUUCAGAAGGUUCUACAUGGAAUCCCUUUGAUGACGACAAUUUCUCCAAACUCACAGCUGAAGAACUGCUGAACAAGGACUUUGCCAAGCUUGGGGAAGGCAAACAUCCUGAGAAGCUUGGAGGCUCAGCUGAGAGUUUGAUCCCAGGCUUUCAACCAACCCAAGGUGAUACUUUUGCCGCUUCCUCAUUUUCUGCUGGAACUGCUGAAAAAAGGAAGGGUGGGCAGACUGUGGCUUCUAGCCUUCCUCUUCUAAGUGUAUCUGAUCCUUUCAUUCCUCUUCAAGUACCUGAUGCACCAGAAAAACUAAUCGAGGGACUCAAAUCUCCUGACACUUCUCUUCUGCUCCCUGACCUCUUGCCUAUGACAGAUCCUUUUGGUAGCACUUCUGAUGCUGUAAUUGAAAAAGCUGAUGUUGCUGUUGAGAGUCUGAUACCAGGACUGGAGCCCCCGGCGGCCCAGCGCCUCCCAUCUCAGACGGAAUCUGUGACCUCAAACCGCACAGCUGCAGAAGAUAGUAAUCUCAUCUCAGGUUUUGAUGUCCCUGAGGGCUCGGACAAGGUGGCAGAAGAUGAGUUUGACCCUAUUCCUGUAUUGAUAACCAAAAACCCACAAGGUAUCCAGAGAGAGCCCAAUCGCUAUCCUGUAAUAACUGUAGAGCACUUUAAAGAAUCAACGGGUUUUAAAGGCCUUCCCCUGUAUCCAGACCCCUCCAGAGUACCUGGCAUGAAAACUCAGAACAGUUUAGACUAUGACUACUUGGCCCGAGAUGGCCCUUCCAGCAACAGCUCGUUCCACAGCAGUGAAGAGGAAGGGACCGACCUCGAGGGGGACAUGCUGGACUGCAGUGGGUCUCGCCCUCUCCUCUUGGAGUCGUCAGAAGAGGAUGAGAGCUGCAAGCCUCCGCAGGGGAAGCUGGGAGGAGCCACUCCCUUCACUCAGCCAGAAGUCUCUCCUGAGCAAGCCAAGGCAGCGCAAGGUGGAAGAAAGAACCAGUUCGGAGCCCUCACGCAGCCAACCGCUGAUGGACUCGGUGAGCCAGAUGUUUUCGCCACUGCCCCCUUCAGGAGCUCGAGGGUUCCCGCUGAUGACGUGGACAUUUUCACCAAAGCCCCAUUUGUCUGCAAGGGCAGCGUGGCUCCUUCCCAGCCAGAGGAGGCGGACGUGUUCCUGAGAGCUCCUUUCACGAAGAAGAAAAGCGUGGAGGAGUUAACCGUUGCCCAGAGCGCCUCCCCGGAGUCUCCUGCGCAGCCCGAUCUCCUCCGUCAGACCAAUGACAUCCCUCUGCUCCCGGGCCUUGAUCGAGCCGCGCAUCCCUCUGUCCGAGCUCAGUAUUCCAUGGCUGGUUUUGCCCAACCGUCUAACCACCCCUCCCAUUCUGUACAAGCAGCAGACCAUCUUGACAGCGUCUCUCCCAGGGGCACCUCUCUGGAAUCUGGGGCCCAUCCUAAUGACAGAAACAAAGGACCUCAGCCCCAGAAAGAAUCUGUCUCAGGCCCCGUGGCUGGCAAACCAUUCCGCCCCCAGUCUUUAUCCAAAUAUUCCCGUCACUAUAGCCCGGAAGAUGAGCCAAGUCCAGAAGCCCAGCCCAUCGCCGCCUACAAAAUUGUUUCGCAAACCAAUAAGCAGUCGAUAGCUGGCUCUGUUUCCAUCACAUCCCUUUCCUCCAGGACUACGGAGCUGCCAGCUGCUGAUCCUUUUGCUUUAGCACCCUUUCCUUCGAAAUCAGGCAAGCAGAAACCUUAGGAGCCAUACCUGAGCCUUAGGCCUCUGUCUCUACCCCACCCUUAAUACCCACCACAUCACUCCCAGCUGAGCCUUCCUAAGAAGAAAUAUUGACAUAUCAAUUAUUAUCUUUCAGUUCCACGAGUCAGCAGGACUUCUUCAGUCAGCAAACUCAGUCGAGGUGAUAACUUAGUUGAAACUCCUUUAAGUUAUGCUCAAUUCUUUUGUUUAUAUUGAUUUCUGGACUUUCAGGCAUUUCCAUCUCCACCUCCACCCAGAGCUCUGCUUUUUGUUGUUUGCCUAGGAACUGUUUAAGUCUAGAACUACUUCCCGGUAAAUCCAGAAAUAACUUCCCAAAGGGGCCAUGUUAUUGCUAGUUUGACUCCUGUAGUUCCUGUUCUGAGUCAUGUCUAUCGAGGAAUCAAGAUGAGUUCCUCCUGGACUUGGUUUCAUACUCUUGAAAAGGGUAUAUUUCAGGAAAGAAAACAAGAUAAAAAUUCUGCACGUCAAAAGGAAGUGUAAUCCCGCAGAUACUAAUCAUUCCUGUGAAGCCAGCAGCUCUAGAAGGAUUCUCUGGGUCUGAGUCUGUGCAAGCCACACUGGUCCUCGUGCACGAGUGUAGGUGGGUGUGUGACGUGUGUCAGAUCCUUUCCUUUGUAGAAAUGCAAACAGAUACCUAUGCUCGUGUUUAAUAGUCUUGAGCCUUCCCCAUGUGCACACUUUAAAAAUUCGUGUGAGCACACAGCUAUGUGUGUGCAUGUCUGUGUGCACAGGAAACAUUCUUCCUUUAGCUAAAUCCUGUCCCACCUCGCGUGCCUCCACAAUCACUCAUUUGCUGGCAUUGGUCUCCUGACCUAACUGACUUGAACCCUGUUUUUAUUGAGUUCUUUUCUCCUGGCAAAAUUGAAAUCAUUGGAAUGUACAGGAAAAUCCUGUUGGAACUGAAGUUUCUAAGUAGAUUUUUUUUUUCCCCUCUAGAAUUUGCUAUGAACAAAUUCCAUUUACACAGCCUCGAAAAAUUAAUUAUCCUUAUACAGUUCCCCCUCAGAACAAUAGAAAAGAGCACAUUGUUACAGUUCCAACCACUGGGUUUGUGGUCUAAGUAAUUUUAAAAAGUACUUAAAACCUUAGGUCUGAGCACUCCAUGCUGUCAAUAUGAAAUUAAUUAAUCAUGAGACUAGGCUACAAACUAGAUUUGCUUGUUUGUUUUUCCACAUCCUUGCCACCUUUGUGUACUGCUUCUUGAGGAAAUAGAAAUCUGAGACAUGUAAAUAAGUUUGUCUGGGAGGAAGGAAAAGAGCUGAACCAGCCAGCCGUGAAAACCUUGCCAUUCUCUGUCCCCUUGGAUGCUAAAGUAGGUCAGAUAGGUGCCUCACUUGUGUUUUUGAAAUGUCUUCUAAUUCUGGAAAGAUCUGUCUUAUUCUUGGCUGUUUUCAUACCCUUUAUUAUUAGUGCCUUAAAAUGAAACUUACGUCUCAGUGGGAAGAUUUCUGCUGAAGAUGUUCAAUUUCCUAUUUCACCUUGAAAGCUUCCUGUGACUUGUAGUAAAUGUUAGUGAUUUCUCCAUUAGCUGGAGAUGUUGGGAGAGUUGCUUACCAACCCAGAUUAAUGAUUUAAGAAUUAUGGGAAAUUUGUCCAAGAAUCAAGCCUGAAUGCCAAACUCAACUACAGUUAAGUGUCAUACUUUUAAAUUUGAAGUUCAGGGAUCUUGGCAGUAAAAUAUGAACAGAUACUUUUCAAGACUUUUUCUAGUUUAGUCUCCACCUAUUUCAGCUGUCCAGGUUAAAAGAUAAAUUUAAAUCAUAGGCACUGGAUCAGGGCUCCUAGCAAUGAUUUUCCAACUGAGGUUUCAGCGGUGCUGGUCCUUCACUUUUGCGGAUGCUAAAUGUUCAUUGGGCUUUUCUCCCAAUGAUCAUUUCUGAAUUUUCUGUGUAACAGUGGAUGUAGAAUCAUCUUUCCAGUUGAAUAGUUUUGGCUAACAGGUGUGGAACUUAGCACCCCAAACUCUUCCCUUGCCAUUAUCAAUUAAAGCCUUCACGUGCAGGAGUGAAAAGGAUGGGAAUAUUCAAGGAGAGUUCUCACCCCAGAAACUCUUAAAGCAGAAGGUCGUUCUAAUCCAGAGGUAUUCAGGAUUACCUCUGUAACAGCCCUGCAAAAUGACUUUCCUUUGGUUAUUUGAUCACUCCCCUCCUGAUCAUAUUAGUUCUCAAGGUGAAAAUCAAUAAAAUCUUGGUAAUUUUAUUACAUAAUUGAAUCAUUUGUCAAGCUGUGCUUGUAAUCCAUUUUUAUUCUCACUGAAGACCUAUGAUGGGUGGAGACUCUAAAUACCUUUUUUGAACAAGAAAUGAAUAUAAACACAUGCAAAUUACUUUUGUGUUGUUCUUCGUGAAUGAUGCAUGAAAAUUUUGGGACUAUCGGAUUACAUGAAUUAUUAGUUAAUAACUAGUGAACUCUGCGCUGAUCUUCUUUGGAUCAUAUAGGGUAAAUGCAUCAUUUAAAGACAAAAUGUUCUUGGGACUUCCCUGGCGGUCCAGCGGUUAGGACUCCACACUCCCAGUGCAGGGGGCAUGGGUUCGAUCCCUGGUCAGGGAGCUAAGAUCCCGCAUGCUGCAUGGCGUGGCCAAAAAAUAAAAAAAUAAUAAAGAUAAAAUGUUCUUGCCAGAGUCCAUCCUGAAUCUGGAAAUCUGGAAAACUUUUCGUUUUAAGGGAAUCAGGAGUGCUCAGGGUGCUUUGAAUUAGUAGCGAAUGCAUGUUUCCAACAACUACUGCAUUAGGUUAACAGUAAGGAGAAAAAGAAAACAUAUAGUCAACAAAAUACUGCACUACUUGUUUUAGUUUGUUUUAUGUGUUACUUGCUUUACACAUAUACGGAAUGCAGGAACCUGUGACCUUUCAUUUCAGUGGAGCACAGUGAGCCAGAGUACAUUUAGACAUAAAGCAUUGACCCGCAGCAUGCACUGAUGACCUCUUAAAGAGUCCACAUUAACGGACUAACAGGCACUAUUGAAUUAAUGAAGUUAUCUUAUGUGUGGUGAAAAAUAUUUAGCAUGUCUGUUUCUUGGGUUCACAUACAGAUAACCCUUUAGCUCCAAAUCCUUGUUAGAUUGGAAAAUGGAAUGAACAAAAUUUGACGCUUGAAGCAGAUGCAGGGCAGGACCCAAAGAAAUCUAGGUCACAAACUCCAUUUCAUUUUGGGUCCACUCAUUGUUGAGUUGAAAAUUUCAAAUGUGUGGACUGGUGUAUAUGUAUUCACACGCCCAUGUUAGGUCUGAGUUUAACCUGGCAACCUUUCUGAACUGUCAAGAAAAAUACCAGUAUCUUAUUGACCCAUUAUUUAGUAAGUUUUAGAAUACAUGUACAUCAAUGUUUUCAACUAUUUGGUGGACAUUUCGCUGACUCAAAAAGUAGCGGAUUUCAGUUUUCUUUAAAAUAGGUGUAAUCACCAGAGUGAUUCUGACAAUAGAAAUUCAAUUGUGCUGUAUUUGCUUCCCUAAGGAAGUUGUCAAAACAUAGGUUAUAUAGUAUGUAUGCAUCCUAUCAAAUAGGAAAUUUUAUUAUAGGAAACUAGAGAAGGGUGAGAUCCAACUCACUCUUUAGCAGGAAGGAUACUACCUAAAUUGGAGUCCCUUGGGUCCCUUUAAUAAAGAAAGAUGUUAUUCUCUGCUGUGUAUUUGGAAUUGAAAUUGGAGAACACAGGCCAGUCAAGUUCGGAAUUGCUGCUGGUCACACAGAUGCAGUUUUAUAUGAGAAAUUUGGAACCCAGAUUAUUCUGAUGAAAGGUACAUAGGAGAGCCUCUGAAAAGACCACAGCUUGUAAGGAGGCAAGAGCUCCUUGUAAAUGCCCACAGCCAUCCCUGAGUUCUAAUCCUCCAAUCCUGCCUUCUGGAGUAAACAUGAAGAUUUUAAAUGUAAUCAUGUAAAUUUAAAUUCUUGCUUUUUCCAGUGACUGUCGACUACUUGUUUGUUGGUUGGUUUUUUUGUUUUAACCACCAGAACACUUGCAAACUUGUGAAGUUCACUUAAAGAAGGAUCUCAAAAUGCUUGAAAAUAAAAAGUAGUAUCUGGCUGGGAAUUGUUUUUGUGUUCCUUUGCUACAAGAUAAAUUUGCUAGGUUGUGAAAACAACUAGCUGCUCAGCUUCGAUGUGGGAAUCCACACUGGCAGUGUCUUGAUUGCCAGGAUGCCAUCUUGCUCUCUGACUUCCUGGUCCUACCAGCCUCAUUUGCACCUUGACCUUUAUUAGGAAACAGGCCUCCCACGUGUGAUGCCCAGAUCCCAUCUUUAAACUGCCAGACACAGGUCUUUCCUGCUUUUUCUCUCCCCCUGCAAGUCUUCCUGGCUCACCUUCCUUGUUCAUUUCCUCACUUGACAUUCCCCUAUUAUAAUCGUACCAAUAAGUGGGGAGUGAGAGGUAUGACUGAAUGAAUGAUCAUGCUAAUUUUUAUUUGCCUCCCUUGUUACUGUAAACGGUUUUUUCUUAAAUUUUAGCCUAGCCUGUGAUAAUCUCACCACACUGGAAUAAUUCCAAAUAAGAGUGAAAUGGCUCACCUUCCCCUUUUCUUAUGGCCUAGAAGAAAGGAUGAAGGAAGGUCGGCAGAAGCCCAGCCUUACUCUGAAGACACAGCCCCAAAACCUCAUGCUCUCUACCUUGAUCUAACACAGGCCCAGAGUGCCCUAGAAUGCAGGGGCAAGUUUAUGUUUGAAGGGACUCUAGAAUAGCUUGUAAAAAUGGCUAAAUGGGGAAAUUCCCUGGUGGUCCAGUGGUUAAGACUCUGUGCUUUCACUCCCGUGGGCCCAGGUUCGAUCCCUGGUCAGGGAACUAAGAUCCCACAAGCCAAAAAUAAAGAGGCUAAAUGUUAACCAGCACACUGGUGGCUUAGUCCAGUAUUCCUAUAACUUGUAAUUCCAUAAGAAAUUUAGUCUGAGUUACUUCUCUGCAAUCUCAAUAUGAGUGACACAGUGUUUUGAGUUUAUAAUAACAAUGUUUUUUUUCUUGAAAUUAAGUCAAUGUCAUCUACAUUGCAUUUAAUAGAACCACAUAUACAUGUUAGAGGGAUCUAUGUGAUACCUUUUGGUAAGGAAUUACAGAAGUGGUUUUUUUACCAGUGUCAGUUAAAGUGAGAUUUGGGGAGUGAGAGAAGACAAUAUCACCUUCCCACUCUGAAAUGGCAAGUCAGUUGUAUCUGAGUCAACCAAAGACUCCUGUUUGAGGAGUGUGAUUGGACUGUGUGUGUGUAUCCUCAUGCUUUCUGCCAUGGUGUUAAAGACCUCCUAAUGAAGGCAUCCAAAGAAUACCAAGAGGUGACAGUAGGUAUUUGAAAUGAGUAAAUUCAGUUCCGUCAGCCUACCGAGUUAGAACUGGAGUUGUACUGGACAAAGGUGAGAGAAAGCAGCCAUUGCCUUAGACUCAUUUCCACAGUAAGCAUGCUCUUCUCAUCCACAAGGAUAAAACUCAGUAGGGUUUGACCUAAACUCUCAUGUGUGGUAUUGGGAGGGCGGUAGUGAGCAGAACACUACAAGGCCUGCAAUAUGUUACUUUGAAAGAGGGAAUAUUUAACGUCAUUUGUUAGGGGAUAGGAACGGAAUAAAGGCCAAGGACCAUGCUUGUUCCAUGCAGAAGAGGUGAACGAACUCCUUCUACUGACUAUAUUUUGAGUUGACUGAAUGAGGAGGUCGACCCAGCUGUAAGGAGUGUUGAGGUCAUCAGACCUCAGGAAACAAUAUGUGCAUACAAUCUCAAGGUCUGUGAACAUGAGAAAGGGAAAAAACAUAGAGUUAAUCUUAACAGUUUUUGCAAUACCUCUUUUUUGCAGACUCUUGGGUUUAUGUUAUUGCACCCUUUGUGUGAGCUAUUUUAUGUAUCUGAUAGUUUUUAUGAAUACUUGUUUGAGUUGUAAACUCCUGUACACUUUAUUAAAAUGGACCUAAUUAAAAUAAACGA
Molecule: messenger RNA, 10115 nt
Organism: Balaenoptera ricei (Rice's whale)
Lineage: Eukaryota; Metazoa; Chordata; Mammalia; Artiodactyla; Balaenopteridae
Gene: AAK1
Product: AP2 associated kinase 1
Exons: 21
Coding region: 399-4196 (1265 amino acids)
Biological process (GO): protein phosphorylation
Molecular function (GO): protein kinase activity; ATP binding
Source: RefSeq, a predicted model, not a curated record